This is a messenger RNA of Oryza sativa Japonica Group (Japanese rice), 745 nucleotides long. The record is from RefSeq and is a predicted model, not a curated record. NCBI's taxonomy places the organism in Eukaryota, Viridiplantae, Streptophyta, Magnoliopsida, Poales, Poaceae.
UUCUAGUGGUCGAUCUAGCUACUACUGAGUAUUGUUUUUUCUUCUUUUUACUACUGUUGAUUAUUCUGCAACUGCAGUUAGAUGCUUGCUACUCCUACAUCGAUCUCUCUCGCGCGGGCGUAUGCAUUGCAUUCACUACUGAUGAUCCGUGGGUGUAGUGUGGGUGGCUAUAAAUAGGGCAGGGUGCGGUUGCCAUUGCUCCUCAGGCCAGCAACUGAGAAGCUCCAUACAAGUAAGCAGCAGCUAGUUGCCGACAAGGCCAGAGAAGGAAGAAGAAGCUCUCAUCAUCAUCACCAUGUCGUGCUGCGGUGGCAACUGCGGAUGCGGCUCCAGCUGCCAGUGCGGCAACGGCUGCGGCGGAUGCAAGUACUCUGAGGUGGAACCCACGACCACGACCACCUUCCUUGCCGAUGCAACCAACAAGGGGUCUGGUGCUGCUUCCGGAGGAUCAGAGAUGGGGGCGGAGAACGGCAGCUGCGGCUGCAACACCUGCAAGUGCGGCACCAGCUGCGGCUGCUCCUGCUGCAACUGCAACUAGAAGAAACUUAUCUCCAUCCAAUUCAUCACCUGAUCAACGAGCUACCAGUACCACUACAUAUGCCAUGUACUAGCUACCUAGCUUGCAUGCAAGUCCUUAAUUUGCUGCUAGCUAGCUAGCUACCUACCUUAGCGUCUCAUGUAUGUCAUGUUGCCGCCUGGCCCCUAAAUAAAAUUCCUUACUUAAUCGCAAAAUCUUAUUUAUAUA